Chlorocebus sabaeus (green monkey) is the source of this 6413-nucleotide messenger RNA. It is a transcript of the gene CUL5, whose product is annotated as cullin 5. Gene Ontology annotation, biological process: ubiquitin-dependent protein catabolic process. Gene Ontology annotation, cellular component: cullin-RING ubiquitin ligase complex. Lineage: Eukaryota; Metazoa; Chordata; Mammalia; Primates; Cercopithecidae. The record is from RefSeq and is a predicted model, not a curated record. Gene Ontology annotation, molecular function: ubiquitin protein ligase binding.
ACUCAACACAUAUUUACUGGGCGCAUUCUAUGCACCAAUUAUUGAAGACAGCUGUUUUAAGCAUUUCACGGCAAUGCAACUCCCUUAACACCGAGUCCGGGAUUUGGGGAGGGGUGAGGAAAAACGCCAGGUCCCGCCAGCAGAGGGCGCGGUCCCGGCCUCGUUGCGGCCUUGGGACCCACCGAGGCUUCCAGGCUCCCACGCUCGCUCCCGAGCGCGUCCCCGCCCUCGCGUCACGUGACGCGGCCGCGGAACCUGAGCUGCCGGGCCUAAGCUGAGCUAAAUUCGUUGCGGGUGGCCGCGGAAGGUGCAAUCACAAAGGCUAGGCCGAAGGAGUCGGGGAGGCUCGUGGAGUCGAUGCUUCCUCUUCCAAGUCAGGUCGCCUCCCGUUACCUUCUCGGCAGCAUUCGCCGUUCCCGUCUUCCUGAGCGCGUGCAUGAGGUCUUUCGCGUGGGGAAGCUCUGGUGACCAUGUAGGGGACAAGAGUGAGGAAGCUCCUGGUGCUUGGGACGAGGUCAGCGCUGUCGGCACGCCGCCCCAGCGCCCGCCACACCCCGGUGCGGGCCGGCGGGCCCUGGGCCCUGGUGGGAACUCCGGCCUCCGGUCAAGGCCUGGCCGGGAGCGCCACGAAUUCUCGCGUCGUCUCGCGAGAGUCCAAGUUGAAAACAUGGCGACGUCUAAUCUGUUAAAGAAUAAAGGUUCUCUUCAGUUUGAAGACAAAUGGGAUUUUAUGCGCCCGAUUGUUUUGAAGCUUUUACGCCAGGAAUCUGUUACAAAACAGCAGUGGUUUGAUCUGUUUUCGGAUGUGCAUGCAGUCUGUCUUUGGGAUGAUAAAGGCCCAGCAAAAAUUCAUCAGGCUUUAAAAGAAGAUAUUCUUGAGUUUAUUAAGCAAGCACAGGCGCGAGUACUGAGCCAUCAAGAUGAUACGGCUUUGCUAAAAGCAUAUAUUGUUGAAUGGAGAAAGUUCUUUACACAAUGUGAUAUUUUACCAAAACCUUUUUGUCAACUAGAGAUUACUUUAAUGGGUAAACAGGGCAGCAAUAAAAAAUCAAAUGUGGAAGACAGUAUUGUUCGAAAGCUUAUGCUUGAUACAUGGAAUGAGUCCAUCUUUUCAAAUAUAAAAAACAGACUCCAAGAUAGUGCAAUGAAGCUGGUACAUGCUGAAAGAUUGGGAGAAGCUUUCGAUUCUCAGCUGGUUAUUGGGGUUAGAGAAUCGUAUGUUAACCUUUGUUCUAAUCCUGAGGAUAAGCUUCAAAUUUAUAGGGACAAUUUUGAGAAGGCAUACUUGGAUUCAACAGAGAGAUUUUAUAGAACACAAGCACCCUCGUAUUUACAACAAAAUGGUGUACAGAAUUAUAUGAAAUAUGCAGAUGCUAAAUUAAAAGAAGAAGAAAAACGAGCACUACGUUAUUUAGAAACAAGACGAGAAUGUAACUCUGUUGAAGCACUCAUGGAAUGCUGUGUAAAUGCCCUGGUGACAUCAUUUAAAGAGACUAUCUUAGCUGAGUGCCAAGGCAUGAUCAAGAGAAAUGAAACUGAAAAGUUACAUUUAAUGUUUUCAUUGAUGGACAAAGUUCCUAAUGGUAUAGAGCCAAUGUUGAAAGACUUGGAGGAACAUAUCAUUAGUGCUGGCCUGGCAGAUAUGGUAGCAGCUGCUGAAACUAUUACUACUGACUCUGAGAAAUAUGUGGAGCAGUUACUUACGCUAUUUAAUAGAUUUAGUAAACUCGUCAAAGAAGCUUUUCAAGAUGAUCCACGAUUUCUUACUGCAAGAGAUAAGGCAUAUAAAGCAGUUGUUAAUGAUGCUACCAUAUUUAAGCUUGAAUUACCUUUGAAGCAGAAGGGGGUGGGAUUAAAAACUCAGCCUGAAUCAAAAUGCCCUGAGCUGCUUGCCAAUUACUGUGACAUGUUGCUAAGAAAAACACCAUUAAGCAAAAAACUAACCUCCGAAGAGAUUGAAGCAAAGCUUAAAGAAGUGCUCUUGGUACUUAAGUAUGUACAGAACAAAGAUGUUUUUAUGAGGUAUCAUAAAGCUCAUUUGACACGACGUCUUAUAUUAGACAUCUCUGCCGAUAGUGAAAUUGAAGAAAACAUGGUAGAGUGGCUAAGAGAAGUUGGUAUGCCAGCGGAUUAUGUAAACAAGCUUGCUAGAAUGUUUCAGGACAUAAAAGUAUCUGAAGAUUUGAACCAAGCUUUUAAGGAAAUGCACAAAAAUAAUAAAUUGGCAUUACCAGCUGAUUCAGUUAAUAUAAAAAUUCUGAAUGCUGGUGCCUGGUCAAGAAGUUCUGAGAAAGUCUUUGUCUCACUUCCUACUGAACUGGAGGACCUGAUACCAGAAGUAGAAGAAUUCUACAAAAAAAAUCAUAGUGGUAGAAAAUUACAUUGGCAUCAUCUCAUGUCAAAUGGAAUUAUAACUUUUAAGAAUGAAGUUGGUCAGUAUGAUUUGGAGGUAACCACGUUUCAGCUCGCUGUGUUGUUUGCAUGGAACCAAAGACCCAGAGAGAAAAUCAGCUUUGAAAAUCUUAAACUUGCAACUGAACUCCCUGAUGCUGAACUUAGAAGGACUUUAUGGUCUUUAGUAGCUUUCCCAAAACUCAAACGGCAAGUUUUAUUGUAUGAACCUCAAGUCAACUCACCCAAAGACUUUACAGAAGGUACCCUCUUCUCAGUGAACCAGGAGUUCAGUUUAAUAAAAAAUGCAAAGGUUCAGAAAAGGGGCAAAAUCAACUUGAUUGGACGUUUGCAGCUCACUACAGAAAGGAUGAGAGAAGAAGAGAAUGAAGGAAUAGUUCAACUACGAAUACUAAGAACCCAGGAAGCUAUCAUACAAAUAAUGAAAAUGAGAAAGAAAAUUAGUAAUGCUCAGCUGCAGACUGAAUUAGUAGAAAUUUUGAAAAACAUGUUCUUGCCACAAAAGAAAAUGAUAAAAGAGCAAAUAGAGUGGCUAAUAGAGCACAAGUACAUCAGAAGAGAUGAAUCUGAUAUCAACACUUUCAUAUAUAUGGCAUAAGUUUGAAUAUCAUGGAUAAUAUUUAGAACCCAAAUUUUGGAGUGCUUGGGCAGAAAGUUGUAAAGUUUGUGCUGGAGAAAGGUUUAUUUGGACUUUGAUUACAUAAAUAUUAAAAUCUCUGCCUUACCUUACGAAAACAACUAUAUUUUGCCAAUCACAUUAGUUAGCAUGAUGGCAUUCCCUUCAUGUUGCACACUCUAACAGCAUGCUGUUUUGUGGAGAAACUUGCAUUCAUGAAGAGCCCAUUAUCAACUUUUGAAAGUGAAUUUGAUUUGUACCCACCAGGAGAAAUACAGUUGGGAAGGGUGAGGGCGGGGUUCUUGUUGCUUUUUUCUCUUUUUUCCUCUCUUAAAAAAUGUACUUGCACAGGGAAGGAUCUUCAGAUAUUCAUGCACUGAAAAAUGCUGUUAUCUUUUGUUUUUAAAAAAUGCAAUUAAAACUAGAAAUAGCACUCUUGGUUUCUUUUGAUGAAAAGAGUGAGCUGGUCAAUGCAACAUUGGGAAAGGGCAGAUGUAGGUGAGAAGUUAAGUAUUUAAUAGUAUCAAAUUGUUCAAACAUUGCUCAGUAUAAUAACUGGAUUUUAAUGGUGACCUAAAAAUGGUAUUAAAUAUUUUCAACUUUCAAAUGUUGGUUUUCUUUAAACAGGAGACUGCUAUUUUAGUUGUUGUUCAAUGAUAAGGAGUUGUUUUUUUGUUUUGUUUUAUUUUUUUAAUAUGGCUGGAGAGCUUGUUUUGAAAAGUGAAGUUUAUAUUAAUUGUUGCUUCAAUUGUUUAAAAAAAUUUAUGGAGAUAGGUAGGUCAUUAUGAUUGCAGAGUCAAAAUAGCAAAACAAAAAUAUUAAGUGUGUUUACUAAACAUACUGUGUGUUUACUAACACACUUAAUAUUUAUAUACCUAAUAUUUAUUAUGCCAUAUCUGAAUUUAUUAAAAACACCACAGAAAUCUUCUGCUCUGAUAUAGUUAUGUAACUGAUGUCUUAAUCUGUAGCAUAGAAGUAUUUUGGUAUUUUAAGGUCUCAUGAUUAGGGAUUUGUAGCCUCAGGUUUGAAUCAGUCACCUAGGGGUAAGAGAAAAACCACAACAUAAGACCUGAAAAACAGAAGCAAAAUUGUUGCACUCCUAAUACGAGCAGUAAACUUGCCAAAUAUAUGUACAUAUAUAUUUAUAUAUUUUAAAAAUAAACAUUUUUUAAAUCAUCAGAAGGCAACAUUUACCAUGUUCCUUUCAGUCUAUCCAAAGUAGCAACUUAACUAGUUGCUGGCAACUGAAUAUCCAGAGUAGUGGAAAUUUUAGGACUUGAGGACGUGAACAACUUAAAAGAGAAAAUUAUCCCCCUUGGGGAAAGAAUGGCUCAACUUGGGUUUUUAUUCAUUGUGGUGCACAUUUCAAAUUUUCUUGCAAAUUAUUUUCUAUCUUGUUUGAUGUUAAGUAAUAUUUUUAAAGUAUGGUUUUUGAAGAUAGUAGGAAAUGGAGUACAGAAAGACAUACAGUAUUAUGUUACAGUGGAGUGCUUUCAAGAGCAUUUCGAUCUGUCCCCAUCCCAAGAGGCUUUGUGAACUGCCUGCUGAAUGGAAGGAAAGCAAUUGAAAACACAGAGUUUUGCUGAGUAUAGUCAAAUGCCUGUUCUGAAACUCAUAGGAAAUUGGAAUUUUGUUUAAAAUUUUACACUUCAUCUUUAAGGUAGCAAAUGUCAAUUAUUGGACCAAGCAUAUUGUGAAGAAUUAAACUAAAAUUAGUGCUCACAGUUUUCUCUAAUUAGGUGACUGUUCAUAAUGGGUAUAUUUGAAAUUUAGAAGAAAUAAUUUUGUAGUAAUUGUGGCCCUUAUGUUUAACAGAUAAUUCAACAUUGGCGUAUUUGCUUGUCCCAAUACAAGAAUGCCAAAGGAGGAAACAAUAGGAGGAAAAAUUGUAGUCCAUUUAAAAAAUUUCGGUUUGUUGUUUUAAACCAUAAUUGUUCUCAGAACUUUUUUGGAACUUCUAAUUUUGGGUCAUUUAGUUUAAGAAUGAGAGUCAUGAUGUUUUGAUUUAUGAAGGCGAAUUUAAUGCAAAAGUGGGUAACACUAAAUUCAUAGCAAAGUUUUUAAUUAAAUUUUAUAAAUUUUUAAUAGCCAAUUAUGUCCUAAUUGUAUUUUGGGGAAUGAACAGCAGCAAAUACUGUAAACGUACAGUUUUUUUUUUGUUGUUGUUGUUGUUGUUUUUUGGUUAUGUAUACAAAAGUUUAACUACUUUUUGGUGUUCAUGAAAACCAUUUAGUUGACAAGGUGCCUAUGCCAUUGUUCAGUUUUCUUUAACAACAGAUUUGCAAAUUAAAAAAAAAUAAAAUUUAAAAAAAAAAUCCUACCAGCAGUUUGUAAAGGUCUGGAAUCACAGUCGGCAUCCUUUAUUCAGGUCUCUUCUCUCCAGUGUGCACUUAAAAUUGGUGCCGAGCAGAGAUAAAACCUGCAGUUAAGGGAAAAGAAAAUCCAGCCUCCCUCUCCAAAAAAAAAAAAAAAAAAAAAUACAUUUAAUUUUUAAAAAUUAGCGGUAUGGCAAUAAGACACUUCGGAGGCCAUCUUAAGCUCUGAAUACCCAUCUUCUAGUUCAAAGACAUUCCAUCUGGAAAAUGUUAACUUGUGUUGCCAUCUCGUUGCCACAGUAAGUAGACAUAAGACAAGUUUAGGAAGUGAAAAUAUAGAACAAUUUUGAUGGUCACAAUGAGAUAAAUAUUAGAAUAUUACUAUUCCAAUGAUUAAAUGAGGAUCUUGAAAUAAAUUCUGAAGUCUUCCAAUUUUUACAUUUAUUGGAGGGGUCCCUGAGUUCUGUCAACUUUUUUAUUUAAGUCUCUCGCUCUUAUUUUGUGCAUAAAUGUUAAACCUUCCAAAAAUGAAAUGUUAGCUUUCUUUUACUUUUUAUUAAAUUUAAUAGAAAAUAUGACCUGAGUAGUUUAAAAAGUAUUUUGCAUUAUUUGCAGUAAGAUAUCUCUAGCACUGCUCAAAGGGCAAAUUUUAACACUUCAGUCUGGGUGAAAGAUUUGCUAGUUUUACAGAAAGAUUUGCUAUCUUAAACUCAAGCUGGUUUUUCUAUUCUCAUGUAAAUGACUGGGAUGCUGUCUUAUAAAUUCUUCCAAGGUCAUGUUUGUGAAAUAAACAUUACAUGAGAGUUUUCCUGUCAUCUACACUAUUUGUUGUCUGGAGUGUUGAACAAAUUUAUUUUAGUUUCUAAGUUGUAAUCUAUCCUCAUAUGGUCUAUACGAUUUUGAAUGUGUGCCACUACAUACUGAGAUGAUAAUGCUGUACAAUUUUAAGUAGUAGCAGUUUCUGUAUGCAGUAGGCUGAAAUAUUUUGAUGAACUGCUUAAUUUUUGGAUUUUAUUUUUUAAGUUGUAUAAUUUAUUUUCUUGCAAAAUAAAAAUGUAAUAUAAAAGCUU